Messenger RNA from Dermatophagoides pteronyssinus (European house dust mite), 2891 nucleotides. RefSeq lists its product as uncharacterized. NCBI's taxonomy places the organism in Eukaryota, Metazoa, Arthropoda, Arachnida, Sarcoptiformes, Pyroglyphidae. The record is from RefSeq and is a predicted model, not a curated record. Gene Ontology annotation, molecular function: zinc ion binding.
UUUAAUCAAAAUCUAGUCAAAAUUUAAGAAAAAAAAGAGAACGAACAGCAACAAGUAUCUCUCACCGACAGCACGAUUAUCACCACCACCAAUAGAUAGAUAGUAUCGUUGUUGUUGUUGUCGUUGAAUCUAUUAUGGACGACAACAACAACAAUAAUAAUAAUUCAUGUACAACGGAAAAUCAUUGGAGAGAUUCAACAAUUGUACAACAAUCAACAUCGACAAUGUUGUUCCCAUUAUCGAUGAUGAUGAAAAAGGCUGUGGUGGUGGUGGAAAAUAACAGCAAUGUUGAUGAUGAUGAUGACGAUGUUGUUACUGUUGGCAGCAAUAUGAAUGCCGUUAUUGUAUCAUCACCAUCAACAAUAGCUAUGGCUUCUUCGGCUCUGGAUUAUGUUGGCCAAUAUGAACAACAACAGGACAAUCGACCGAACAACGAUGACGAUGAAAACGGUAUUUAUACUGAAAAAGAACGAGUUCAUUUGAUUGAGAGACAACAACAACGAAAACCGUACGAUGAUCACAAAGAUACAUUUUCUUCAUAUAAAGAUGUUUUAGUCGAUAGUAGUUGUGGUGGUGGUACUGUUGAUGAUAGUUACCGUAGUCUUUUUCAACAUGGUGGUCAUCAUCUACAUUAUAUCGAUGAAAAUCCUGUUGAACAUCUUCAUACAAUUUCUGAAGAUGAUGAUGAACUUUUACAUAAAAUUUUAUCCUCAUCAUCACCACCACCAUCAACAUCAUCAUCAUCAUCAUCAGCUGACCAUCAUCAUCAUUCGCUUAUUUGCGACCAACAUUCAAUGAUCAUCAAAAAUAAUAAAAAAAAUUUACAAAAUUAUCACCACAGUGAUUCCUAUGGUGAAGAUUAUGAUUAUUAUGAUGAUGAUGAUGAUGAUUAUGACGAUUAUGAUGAUGACAUAUCCGAAUCACGACAAUUAACAAGGCCAAAUAAUUCUACACGUAUAGUGCAAUGUUCAUCAAUAGGCAAUAGGCAUCGAUUGAAUAAUAAUCAACAAACAUCAUCAUCAUCAUCAGCAACAAAAAUGAUGAUUACAUCAAUGGAUCACGGUGUUACAUCUAAAAUGUUAUUACCAACGAUUAUGAUGAAUAAGAAAAAUAAUAAUUGUAAUAAUAAUAUAAUGGCUACAGCUAUUACUGUACAUGCAAUGCAUAAUAAUAAUAAUAGUGAUGAUAGUGAACAAAUGGAUUCUUCGGCACCAUCAAGUUCAACUUCAACAUGGACAUCAUCAAUGUCCGGUACAUCAUCAUCAUCAACAACAUCUGGAUCAUCAUCUUCAUCCGCCGGUGUUGUUGUCGGUGAUAAUAGUGUCUAUAUGGUUGAUGCAACAUUAACAACUAGUUCAUCAUCAUCAUCACCACCUUCAUCGAUAACAACACAAUCAACCUCAUCAUCGAUUAUAAAUUCAAAUAUUUUAAGUGAACAACAACAACAAAAUAGUCAUCAAUCAGGACAGCCAUUAUUAGCUAACCAUAAUUAUCAAUAUCUACAUCCAUAUAGACAAUAUCGUAAUGGUCAUGAAUCGAUACGUAUCGGUUCAUCAUGUAUUUCGGUACAUAGUGCUGUAUCACAAGCAUCAAAUGAUUCAUCAUUAUUGGAUUAUCCAGCUAAUACACCGAUUUGUAAAUUUUGUCAUCAACGUGGUAAAGCUAAUAAUCCAUUAAUAUCACCCUGUCAUUGUCGUGGUACGAUACGUUAUAUGCAUGCCAGAUGUUUGAUGAAAUGGCUUGACAAACUAAAACGGCGUAAUUCACGAUCUCAACCGUUAAGCUGCGAAAUAUGUAACUAUGAAUAUCGUUGGCGUAAACAAUUCAAGUCUCCUAUCGAUUGGACAUUACCACCAUGUAUGGGUAAUGAUCGUCAUUGGCAUACAAUAUUUGUGAUAUGCGCCAUAUUGAUGGUGAUCUCAACAAUUAAUCUGGUUAUAUUUGGUGAUGAUGAACAUACACAUCAUCAUUAUCAUCAUCAUAGUCAUCAUCCACGAUAUCAUUUUAAUAAGUCAAUAUUUGGCAAUAAUAAUAUGGCAGAUUCUGCUACAGCAACAACUAUGUUGCCGUAUUCAUUAAGCCAUAAUAAUAAUAUAUCUAUCUAUGGAAAAGAACAAAUAGGCAGUGAUAAUAAUAAUAAUAAUCUUGAUCUGGAUCAUCCUUGGUUAUCAUCAUUAACGGAUCCAGCAAUAUUAAUUGAUUCAAUGUUACAAUUAAAUUCAAAUGAUACACAUAAUGAACAUCAACAACAUGAUCAAUUUGAUCCAAUUUCCUUGAAAAAUUCAAUUAAUACAAAAAAUCAAAACAAUAAAAAACGUUUACAUUUACUCACCGAGAAGGAUCUUUUGUCCACCGUCUUUCAACAUCAUCAUCAACAAUCAAUGUCAUCAAGUUUAAACAAUUCACUUGUUAAUAGUAAUGAUAGUAUAAAUCUGAAUCAAAAUCAAUUGUCCAGUUCGUCAAUAAUAAACACUGGUGGUCAACAGAACGGUUUUAAUCCAUUUCAUAUAACAUCCGAUCCAUGGCGUCGACGUAAAACAUAUCCAACUGAACCACAUGAAGUGAUAUUAGUCAUUAGUGGUUGCCUUUUUUUCAUUUCAUUUUUUCUUGGAACAUUCGCACAGAUCAAAUCCGAAAUUAGUUUUUAUAAUAUGAUUAUGCGUUUUGUACAUUGGAAUCAACAAUGGAUUAUUGAAGAAUAUGAUCCAAAUAAUGAUGAUUCUAGUGGAAUAGGAACUGUAGCAUCAACAACAGCAGCAGCUGUUACCGUUAGUGAUUCAACACCUUCAACUAUUGAUAACAUCACCAAUAAUAACAAUAAUAAUGAUGAUAAUACUAUAUUGAUAAACCGGUCAUCGUCGAUAUGUGAUCUAUUUUUUUUUCUUUUUUAA